AUAAUUGCACUGCCGGUCCGGCCAGUUCAGUCAGUGUCAGUAACUCGGUAACGGCGCAAACGCAAUGUGUUCAAAAGUAAAUUUCGCGCUACUCGCGCUCGCUUUCGCUGGCAUCGUCGCCAACUGUCAAGCCGCGACACUGGAUCAGCGCAUUUUGGGCGGUGAGGACGUCGCAUCCGGUCAGUUCACUUUCGUCGCUUCGGUGCGUUUGGACAGUGCGCAUGUGUGUGGUGGCAGCAUUAUCGGCGCGCGUCAGAUAUUAACGGCGGCGCAUUGUGUUGUCGACGACAACAACCAAGUUGUUGCCGCCGAUCGCGUCUCCGCGCGUAUCGGCAGCCUCAAUCAAUUUGCCAGUGGCAAGAUCAUCUAUGCCGAAUCCAUCGCCGUACAGCCUAACUACACAUACAUUAGCAAUGAUGUCGCUGUCAUACAGUUGAGCAGUGCUGUGGAAGAGAGUAGCAAGAUCUCCAUAAUUCCUAUUGCCACUAGUGCCGAUCAAGCGCCAGCAGUUGGCACCGCCAUCUCCGUUGCCGGUUGGGGUGAGCAAUCGUCUGGCGCGGCACCAUACAAAUUGCAAUCGGUCGCAUUCUCAGUGGCCAGCGAGGAGGAGUGUACUAAAGGUUUCCCCGAGCAUGAUGAGAGCACUUUCUGCUUGGCUCACAAUCUGAAGGAGGGCAGUUGUCUGGGCGAUGCUGGUAACGGUGUGGCCUACAACAAUCGUUUGGUUGGUGUGGCGAGCUUCGUGGUGGGCGCAUGCGGUUCGCGUUAUGCUGAAGUCUUCGUGAAUGUCACACACUUUGCUGAAUGGAUCCAGACUCAGUUGUGAGUUGGUAAUGAAAAGUUGUUGUUGUUAUAGAAUUGUAUUAUGUAGCAGUAAAGCGAAUAAAUUUUGAAGUAUUGUAAAAACUA
This is a messenger RNA of Bactrocera dorsalis (oriental fruit fly), 909 nucleotides long. RefSeq names its product trypsin beta. The coding region runs from base 65 to 826 and encodes 253 amino acids. The record is from RefSeq and is a predicted model, not a curated record. NCBI's taxonomy places the organism in Eukaryota, Metazoa, Arthropoda, Insecta, Diptera, Tephritidae. The transcript is spliced from 2 exons. Gene Ontology annotation, biological process: proteolysis. Gene Ontology annotation, molecular function: serine-type endopeptidase activity.